This is a messenger RNA of Trichomonas vaginalis G3, 156 nucleotides long. RefSeq lists its product as uncharacterized. The record is from RefSeq and is a predicted model, not a curated record. The annotation marks the transcript as partial. NCBI's taxonomy places the organism in Eukaryota, Parabasalia, Trichomonadida, Trichomonadidae. The transcript has a single exon.
GAGCUAUUAAAGGACAAAGAACUUUUACAUAAAUAUAGUUGCGCCAAAUUUGACAUAACUCCACCAGAAAAGAAGAAGAGAGAAAAGAAAGAGAAAAAAGAAGAAGAGAAGAAAGAACCUGAACCAGUUCCAGAGAAAAAGAAAUUUGACAUGUAA